AGAGUUUAAAAACUUGGGCUCUAAUUGAGGGUUAAUUGUGGUGUAGUUUCGUGCGAGUCAAGUUUUUGGCGUCGUUGUCAGGGACAAUGGUCUGUUAUUCUGAAAAAGUUGGUGGUUGUUAAUCUAGCUUUUAAUUUCAAGUUUUUCAAGUGUGUGUGUUCUUUGCUUGUGCUAGACUUGGUGUUUUUCGAUUGUGUGUAGGAGGUGCAUGACCCGGAGCAACAUGGAGGCAACCGAAAUGCAAGAAAGGUGCUCCAGUCUGGAUUCUAUUGGUUGAGCCUUUUUCGGGAUGCCUACAAAUUCGUGAGCCAUUGCGACAGAUGCCAAAGGACAAGUAAUGCUUCUAAUCGAAAUGAGAUGCCCCAAACAAUUUCUAUCACUUGUGAGAUUUUUUACGUUUGGGGCAUUGAUUUUUAUGGAACCUUUCCCCUCGCCUUUUGGUAACAAAUACAUCCUUGUGACCGUAGACUACGUCUCGAGGUGGGUUGAGGCUCAAUCUCUCCCCACCAAUGAUGCAAGACGAGUAUGUGGAUUUCUGAAAAGGUUGUUUUCACGGUUUGGGACCCCGAUGGCCAUUGUUAGCGACCAAGGAACCCAUUUUCAUGGGCAAUUCGAUAAGAUCCUCGCUCGCUAUGGUGGCACCCACCGGAUAUCCAUGGCCUAUCAUCCCCAAACUAAUGGACAAGUCGAGCUAUCAAAUAGGGAGCAAAAACGGAUACUGGAAAAGACCGUGGAUCAAUCCCGCAAGGAUUGGUCCGCAAAGCUCGAUGAUGCUCUAUGGGCAUACCACACGGCCUACAAAACACCAAUAGGCGUCUCGCCUUACCAUUUGGUGUAUGGCAAAGCGUGCCACUUACCCGUAGAGCUAGAGCACAAGGCUUUGUAGGCCACAAAGCUUUUGAAUAUGGACCCUAGUUUGUGUGGAAAUGAAAGGAAGUUGCAGGUGCUCGAACUUGAGGAGUGGCGUCUCCAAGCCUAUGAGAACACCAAGAUUUACAAGGAGAGGAUGAAGAGCUUGCAUGAUGCUCACCUGAAAGAAGGGAAGGAUUUCCAGCCGGGAGACCGGUUCUCUUGUACAACUCUCGGUUGUAGUUAUUCCCUGGAAAGUUAAGGUCGAAAUGGUCGGGCCCAUAUGUGAAAACACAAGUAUUCACAUACGGGGUGGUUGAGAUCUCCCACCCAGAGGAAGGAACUUUCAAAGUGAAUGGACAGCGCCUGAAGCGUUACCUUAGAGGAGAGGUAGUGCCACACAAGGAGGUGGUGCUCCUGCAAGAUGCAUGACCCGGAGUCUCCGUCUAGCUUAAGAUGUUACAGAAACGCUUGUUGGGAGGCAACCCAACGAAGGUUAAAAAGCUUGAACUACUACUACUAUGUAUUGUGCUUGUAAUAACCUCGCCUCGAGCGAGUCAUAUUGUGCUUGUGUGUGUUUUUUGUUGUCUCUCCUUGAAGCUUCAAUUAUCCUACCCCGGUUCGAUUCCUACAUUCACUCACCAAGCCCAAGUGGUAACAUCACUCUACCCCUUUCUUACGCCAUUGAGGGCAAUGCCGAGUUUAAGUGUGGGGGGUAGUCUACUAGUGUUCUUGUGUGAGUGAGAUGUUGCUUGGAGCCUUUUGUAUGCCCAAAUUUCAAAAAAUUGAGGGCUCCAAGCUACGUUUGCAUGUUCAAAGUGACCGGAUGGUGGGAAAUUCUCGUGUUUGUGGCAUUAAUCUUGAACUGUUCAUGUGAUUGAGUAUAUCCUAUGAUGAUGACUGAUAAGUUCAUUAGGAUAGGGCAAGAGUUUAGUUCUCAAAGUGUGCAUAAAUGAAUGGAGGCCUUGACUUGAUCACUUGUUGUUUACAAUUGCCAUGCAUCGUGUUUAUGAAUUGGAAUAGAUGGUUGGGUAACUAGGUAGUCUGUGAGAUUUGAGCCGUUCGUUUCUUUUGGUGUAAUAGUUCCCUCUUACCACAGUGUGUAGCAUCACAAGUUAUCACUAGCAAGUAUGAUGGAGGCAUAGGAUUAGUCCACGCCCCAAAAAUUGAUUGUCCCGAAAUGCAUCAUCCCUUAGCCAACCCCUUUGAGCCGUGUGAUUUCGUGGGUCGUUCUCAGUUUAGGAGCUUUGUUCGUGUGAGCUUAAAGGUGUUAGUAGAACGACCCCUAAAUCCUUUCUUCGUGUCCAAACAUGAGUCGCAUGUGUGUCCCGGAACUCUUACCGUUGAGUUUCCAUAGAGGUUCUACAUAGGAUGUUCAUGUGUGGUUCUUGCUAGGAGUGCAAAAUGGAGUGUAGUGUUGGAGUUAGUUCCUCAAAAAGAGAGCAUUGGUCGAUAAAUGUUUAGGUGGCAAGUGCUUUUACUCUCUAAUACCCCCCUCAAAAAGAAAAGAAAAAUGAAAAAGAAAAGAAAAGAGAAACAAAAAAGAGGUAAUAAAAUGGGGUAAAUAAA
This is a messenger RNA of Linum trigynum, 2418 nucleotides long. The record is from the annotation of a GenBank genome assembly. Lineage: Eukaryota; Viridiplantae; Streptophyta; Magnoliopsida; Malpighiales; Linaceae.